CGCACUCCAUUCAUCCAGUCGGUCCAUGCCAAAGUAGCGGCAAACAGUCAGCACACACACGCACACACACACACACCCCCCAAACCACACCACAUGAACGACUUAGCCAGCCAGAAAAUGAUGGGACAGACGAAAGGCAGGCAGGCAGGAAGAGGCUCUCUGCAUAUAUGGGUCAAGACGCGGAGACGACAUACAGAGAAGGCAAAGUCUGUGUGAGCUUUCUCCCUUGCCGGCGGUGCGUCUGCUGCGUCUGCUGCCCCGUCCCCUCCGUGUGUUGUGUUGGUGGGCGGCAGAGCCUCGCCGGCAGACAGAAAGGAGGCCGACACACAGAUCCAACACACAGCGGCCGACGGAUGGAUGGCGCUGCACGUGUGGCGAGUGGGAUGGAUGGAUGGACCAGCAGCAGCGUUUCACUAGCCUGAGUGUCUGUCUGCCUACGCGAGUGCCUCGACUGUCGUGUGUGCUUGUUGUCUGCAUGACUGAGUGGGCGAGUGCCACUGACUCUUGUUGAUAACUCAAAUCGCUUCAACACAUCAGAAGCAGUCAACACAUCAGGCCAACCGUCUCGAUUAGCUACCCAUUGUGUACACCCACCCACACAAAGACACCGCAGCUGCACCGACCACAGCAGCCUCACUGUGGACCUCUCUGACACGCAAACAAGUCAGCCACUGCAAACACCCCCUUCCCCCUCCCUCCCUCCCUCCGCCCGUCCUACGUUACAUUACAUUCUGUACAUAUUUCUGUUGUGCAUCUUGAAGAUGUUCUUGCGCAGGACGCCGGCGUGGGUGCGGUAGUAGUCCCUCACCUGGCUGACCACCUUGGGCGACGCCGAGAAGGCCGUGUAGAAGAACCGCCCGUACCAGUUGAACCCCACACGCGGCUUGUCCACGCGGAAGCACGUCUUGCGCCAGCCGAGGUCCUUCAGGCGGAACAGCACGCCGUCGUUGGCAUGGAUGAUCUUGGCGAGGUCGCGGAACAAGGCGCGGAUCUCCUCGUCGCCCAGCCGCUUUGAUAGCAUCAGGUAGCUCUCGUAGAAGACCAUAACUCAGACGCAAUUAAGGGGGAAGCAGAGAAGAGGGAAAGAUUGAUCAGAUCAGCAGCGCGUGAAGGGUUCAGCCAAGGGUGCUUGAUGCCAUGAUGAUCUCCAUUGACGAUGACCUUGCCAGGAGCCUUGAUGAUGUCCUGAUAUGAUGCAAUGUGUUGCGGGAAGUGACAGAG
This is a messenger RNA of Vitrella brassicaformis, 1221 nucleotides long. The record is from the annotation of a GenBank genome assembly. Lineage: Eukaryota; Vitrellaceae.